Molecule: messenger RNA, 2172 nt
Organism: Acanthopagrus latus (yellowfin seabream)
Lineage: Eukaryota; Metazoa; Chordata; Actinopteri; Spariformes; Sparidae
Gene: snrnp70
Product: small nuclear ribonucleoprotein 70 (U1)
Exons: 10
Coding region: 232-1647 (471 amino acids)
Biological process (GO): mRNA splicing, via spliceosome
Cellular component (GO): precatalytic spliceosome; U1 snRNP; U2-type prespliceosome
Molecular function (GO): mRNA binding; U1 snRNA binding
Source: RefSeq, a predicted model, not a curated record
UUUAUUCGAUUUACGGCAUCCCGCCAUUUUAUUUAUCGGGGACGACAGCAGACCACACGCAUUUUAACUUUGUCGCCGCACGGAGAGAGUUCCCUGCGCAAUUCGCUUUUAAGUUAUUACUUGUGUACUUUUGCUGUAGUAUUUUCUCGGCCUGACGUCCAUAUAUCGGUCGUUUCUUCCUCUAGUGUAUGGUCUGACAUUGGUCAAGACUCUGGAGGAGACAGGUGCAAGAUGACGCAGUUUUUACCUCCGAACCUGCUGGCCCUCUUUGCACCGCGGGACCCUAUACCAUUCCUUCCACAGCUAGAGAAGCUGCCCCAUGAGAAACAUCAUAACCAACCAUAUAGUGGCAUCGCACCCUUCAUCAGGCACUUCGAGGACCCGAGAGAUGCACCUCCACCGACGAGGGCUGAGACCCGUGAGGAGCGCCUGGAGAGAAAGAGGCGAGAGAAGAUUGAGAGGAGACAAGCAGUGGUUGAGACAGAACUCAAGCUUUGGGAUCCCCAUAAUGACCCCAAUGCACAAGGGGAUGCCUUCAAAACAUUGUUUGUAGCACGAGUGAACUAUGAUACUACAGAGUCCAAGCUUCGUCGAGAGUUUGAGGUCUAUGGACCCAUCAAACGGAUUUACAUUGUUUACAACAAGAGGACGGGGAAGCCUCGGGGCUAUGCAUUCAUUGAAUAUGAGCAUGAACGAGACAUGCACUCUGCCUACAAACAUGCAGACGGGAAGAAGAUCGAUGGUAGAAGGGUGUUGGUGGACGUGGAACGAGGACGCACGGUCAAAGGAUGGCAUCCUCGCAGGCUAGGUGGUGGAUUGGGUGGCACUAGGAGAGGUGGAGCUGACGUUAAUAUCAAGCACUCUGGACGAGAUGAUGCAUCCCGUUAUGAUGAUCGUCCCCUGGGCGGUGAUCGGGAACGUGGAGAACGGAGGGAGCGCAGUCGGGAGCGUGACCGGGACAAGGACAGAGAGCGCAGAAGGUCCCGGUCUCGCGAACGCCGUCGUCGUACCCGUUCCCGGGAGCGAGAGAGGGAGAGAGAGAGGCCGCUUGGAGGAGGAGACGAGGUCACCCCUACUAGUCGGCGUCGUGAGCGAGAGAGGGAGCGUGGGGGGGCAGCGGGAGGAGACAGCAGGAGUAGGGAGAGGAGUAGAGAACGUAAGAGAAGGAGCAGGAGCCGUGACCGCAAGAGAGACAGGGAGAGGGGCAAGGGGCUGGAUGGAGAGGAGGUCGGCCAGGGCGAUGGAGUCCCUGAAGGUGGUGAGCGGCUGCUGGAGGAGCAUGAAGGAGAAGUGGGUGAGGGCAUGGAGGAGCGUAGGGACAGGGACAGAGAAAGGGACAGAGACCGCAGGCGCAGCCACAGGGACAAAGACAGGCGCAGGGGAGACCGGGACAGAGAUAGGGAGCACAAGAGGGAGCGGGGGGAGAGAGAUAGGGGGGACCGCAGAGAGGAUCGCCACAGCUCCCUACGAGAUGACACUGGCCCCCAAGAUGACAUGGGCAAUGAGGAUGAGGGGGGAGCCCCACCAAACAUGGAGGAGUACAGUCAGGACGGGAUGAUGAUGGACCAGCAGUCAGUGCCAUCUGCGGAUGGCUAUGUCUCCAGUGAGAAUGGCUACAAGAUGGAGGCACCAGGAGAUGAAUACUGAGAUAGUCCUUCACCCAGCAUACUCCCAUUUAUGAAUAAGUCAUUUCAUACUAUACUUAAAUGUGGUGCAACUGUUUGCCAAGGUUCAGGAAGCUUGGAUAGUGUCAGGGCUUCCUCAGUACCAGACACCUAGCUAGUUUGUUUUUUGUCUUGUUCAGGAAUCAGCUGGAAAACUUUAUCAUUGCUUGCACCAUUGAUGCAUAAAACUGAUUUGAUCUCACUGAAAUUGCAGAUUUCCUACAUUGCCCAACUAAUCCUUUUUUUUAUUAUUUGAGUGAUUCAGGCUAGGUAUGUUUUUUUUUUUUUCUUUCUCUCCCACAUGGCUUGGGAUGAAGUGUAAAAAUAUGAGUUCUGUUUGUCUUUGGAUUUUUUUUUUAAUUUCAAGCUUAUAAAGCAGGUAGAUUUAUGCUCAUUUGGAUCCAGUGACCAAUUUCUGCUUAAUGUAUGUGAAACUGAAGGUAAUGUAGAUGUGAUAAUUGAGGGCUGUUCUGUUUAUUCAUUUUGGAAUAAAACACUUUUAAAUGAU